AUGAAGUUGAGGCGCCCGAACACACACUCUCCCCAGCCAGGCCCCGACGGGAGACCCAAUCCCCCCGCAGGAGGCAGCGCCCCGCGCCCCCAAGCGAGUGCCCACGCGGGGCCGGGGCGCGACCCGCCCCCCCGCACCCCGACAUUGCACCUGCACCUGCGCUGGAAACUUCCCUCGGCGGGGCCGGGGCGGGAGGCGCGGCGCGCACACCACCGCUCCCCCGCGCCCGCCCGGGCCCGCCCGCAGGCACAGCGAGGUCCUGAGGGCUCCCCCGCCCCGCCCGGGGGUGCCUUUUCCAACAACGGCACGUGGGUCCCCCCGGGGCCGCCGCCCGGGUCUUUCCCGCGGAGCCCGAGCGGCCGCGGGCCGCUGGGGCUCCGCGUCCACCAACUCCGGCCCCAACUCGGGGGGAGGCGGCCGCGGGGCCCCCGGCCGGGCCGUCCUCGCCCCGCGGGGCGCCGGGCCCGCUGCACCGGGCGGCGGCGUCUAGGCCCGAGGCCUCCCCCGGCGCGGACCCAGGAAGCCGCGCCCGCCGGGCCUAGGCCGCGCCUCCGCGGCGCCGGGCGGCGCCUCACCCACCUGGCUUGCCAGUCAUUCCAGCUCCGCGGGAACCGGGUGCCGCCGCCGCCGCUGCUCAGCCGAGACCCCGGGCCCUGCGGCUCAUUACCUUCCGCGGCACGACAUGGCCAAGCGCCGCCGCCCGGAGAAGCGCGCGUCGCCGCCCGAACCGGCGGCCGCCGACACUGCGCUCCGGCCGGCGCGGAGGGGCGGCCCCUGGAGGCGGCGGCGGGGGGCGGGGGCGGCGGGCGGCCGUUCCGGGUUCCGCCGGGGCCCGCGGCGCAGGGCGAGGAGGCGGGCGCGGCGCGGCGGGGGCGGAGGAGGCCGGGGACGGGAGGGCGACGUCUCUCCCGGCGCGACGCCCGGGCGCAGGAGGAGGACGGCGAGGAGGCGACGGCGGCGGCUGCUCACGCUCGCACGGCCACGGCUUCCCCGCCUCUCGGCUCCGCCCGCCGCGCCGCCGCUGCCGCACGGCAUGCUGGGAGCGAGGGGCGGCGCCCGCGCCCGCCGGGCCAGGGCGGAGGGGUGUAA
Talpa occidentalis (Iberian mole) is the source of this 1089-nucleotide messenger RNA. RefSeq names its product translation initiation factor IF-2-like. Lineage: Eukaryota; Metazoa; Chordata; Mammalia; Eulipotyphla; Talpidae. The record is from RefSeq and is a predicted model, not a curated record. The transcript has 2 exons. Bases 1 to 1089 code for a protein of 362 amino acids.